Dermacentor albipictus is the source of this 2782-nucleotide messenger RNA. The record is from RefSeq and is a predicted model, not a curated record. Lineage: Eukaryota; Metazoa; Arthropoda; Arachnida; Ixodida; Ixodidae.
GGAAACGAAGGCGUCACGUGGUCAAAGCGUCGAUGCCUUCUUUCAUCGGUUUAUCGUUCCACCCUGUGCAACCAAGUUGGACGCGGUGAAGACGUACAUGCGCAUGCGUCACGUACCGGAGCACCUACAGAACAAGGUGAUCCGGUGGUUCGACUACCUCUGGCUGACGCAGAAGUGCUCGGACGAGGAGCGCUCGGUGGGCUGCCUUCCCGACAAGCUCAAGGCUGAGAUCGCCAUCCACGUUCACUUAGACACGCUCAAGCGCGUUGAGAUCUUCCAGAACACCGAGGCAGGCUUCCUCUGCGAGCUAGUACUCCGACUGAGACCCGUCCUCUUCAGCCCUGGCGACUACAUCUGCAGGAAAGGUGAAGUGGGCAAGGAGAUGUACAUCGUGAACCGCGGCCGGCUCCAAGUGGUCACGGACAACGGCAAGACGGUGCUGGCGACGCUGCGCGCGGGCUCUUACUUCGGCGAGAUCUCCAUCCUCAACAUGGGAACGGCCGGCAACCGCCGCACGGCUUCGGUGCGCUCCGUCGGCUACUCGGACCUCUUCUGCCUCUACAAGCAGGACAUGUGGGACGUGCUCAAGGACUACCCCGCCGCCCGGGUGCGUCUAGAAGCGAUCGCCGUCAAGCGGCUGGAGAAGUACAAGCGAGAGCCGAUGCGCAAAAGUAGGUUCCUCGCGGGCUCUGUUCUCCAGCUGGACGCGCCCGCCUCGCCCCUCCUCCUCUCCUCGUCGACGCUGGCCCAGCGACUACAACAACCUUCUUCUUCCUCCGCUUCGCGACCCCCGGCCGCGCGCUACGCGGCCCCCUCGACGAUGAGGGGAGCCCCCUCGUACGCUUCUGAGGCCGGCCUCGCCGACAAUCUGGGCGCGCUCGACAGAGUGUCCCUGGGCAGGAGCCGGAGCACCCCGGGUCUGGUCGAGUCUAGAGGCAAGCUGCCCUUGGAAGAGGUGACUCCGGGCGCCCCCUCCAAGGAGGCCUCCUCCUCAGUCGCCGCCCUCCUCCAGCCUUCCUCGGCCCCUCCGGCGGCCGAAAGCCCCCUCAGCAGCAGCCGAUCAAACGGCGCCGGCGCCGUACCUUACGACCAACGCCAUCCCCCUAAGCAACACCAGCAGCAACCGCCUCCGCCGCCGUCCGCCGCAUCCUCGGCGGAGCCAAGGCGGCUGGCGCCCAUGACGGUGACGACCACACCAGCGUCGCCGUACCGCCAGCCGCUGCCGCCGCCAUCUCCAGGCAUAGGCUACGCGGCGGCCGACCUGUCCAGCAACGCGAGCCCGGCCGGCACUUCACCCGCGUCCACGGCACAGCUGAUGGUGCCCAGCCCACUGCUGUGCGGCGGCGUGAUGGGCAGUGGUGGCGGCAUGAACCCCCUUUCAGUCCGGGACGCGUCCCAAGAGGCCCUGCUUGCCGAGAUCAAGAGACUGCGUGAGCGGCUGGUCACUCUCGAGGCUGAGAACGCCACCAUGAGCGUCAAGCUGAGCCAGCAGCAGUGGGAGGUCGAGAGUCGGCUCGCUGAGAUCGAGCUGCAGAUAUGCGGCGCGGCGAGCCCCGAGAGCAGUGGAUGCUCCUCGGACGAGCAGGAGCGAAACCGCGAGUCCAUCAUCUGACAUCGUCCACUGCUCGUCUCCCUUUGCUUAUUCGGGGACCGCUGGCUCCUUGGCGGGUUCCAGUUCUUUGCUGCUGCGGCCACGAAGCACGCCGCCCCUUGGACGUCGACGUGGGGAACUCUUUGGCAGCGGCAGGUGCCGCACGCCUGGACGUUGGGCACCUACUUCAUACCGGCGGUUGGUGCACGCUCAUACAAAAGCUGUGCAGCAGUGUGAAAGAGACUGCGUCCCUUAGCACAAAUAAAAGCCCACCAUCUCCAGUCGACACCAGCCGGUCUCGCCGAAGGUGUAAAUAAAGUAUUGCCACUCCCAGCAAAGUCACUACACGCCUGCAUGCGACCGCCCGGCGAGGUUACAUCCACCCGGAAGGCAUUGUGCGCGUGAACGCAAGACUACGAGGACACAAAUACGUGCGCACAUGCGUUCGGAGAAGCGGAAACAAGUGACUGUGCAAAGAGCACAGACUGACGCUCUGAGACACACACACACACAAAAUAACGGCACUCUUGUGUUUCUUAUUUCUUUGUUGUCACACUUUCGUUUCCCUUUGUUUCUUUGGUCAAAUGAACACGAGGAACAUAAUGUCCUUUGCUACUUCUCCUCCUUGUACUUUUCUUUCUUAACGAUAUUCUUUUAUCUCGAUCUAAGCCGCACUAGCACUAUCGACCAAUGGAAGACUGCGACAACAAACUCAACCUACCAAGAGCAUCUUUGAAAUGCUUUGUGCUCCUUCGAAAGUGCGUGUGUUGUGGUGCGUUUGAAGCACAUGGCAACUGGGAUGUCGAAUUACUUCUCUGUAACUUUCCUCCCAUUUUCUUAUUUUUUAUUCCGCACGACGAGAAUUUGUGCGGUUGAGUGCUGCUAAAUAGUAAUAAUGACAACGGUGUGUACCCUCACUCAUUCUCGCGCACGCCUGUGGCGUGACGUCGACAAUUAUGAGAAUUGUUUAAAAUUUUCGUGGAGCAUGUUGUAUAGGCUUGCACAAAAACAGUGAAUGUGAUCGUGUUGGCAGAAAAAAGUAGUCUAGUCUUAGUUGAGUAUCUCUUCUGUGAUUGUUGUUGCCAAAAACGUACAACAGAAAACAUAGGUAUUGUUCUAAUGAAGGCUUAAGACUCUGGUUGUGACGAUGUCACUCGUUGCUGUGAGGAUAAAAAAAAAAAAGGUCAUAAG